Molecule: messenger RNA, 1887 nt
Organism: Austrofundulus limnaeus
Lineage: Eukaryota; Metazoa; Chordata; Actinopteri; Cyprinodontiformes; Rivulidae
Product: TRAF2 and NCK-interacting protein kinase
Cellular component (GO): cytosol
Source: RefSeq, a predicted model, not a curated record
GUUCCUCAGAGAACCACCUCCAUCUCUCCUGCUUUGGUUCGGAAGAACUCUCCUGGAAAUGGUCCUGGACUCGGUCCUCGGGCCGGAGCUCACCUCAUCCGGGCCAGCAACCCAGACUUGCGGAGGACGGACAUCUCCAUGGACACGCCCCUGAAGAGGACGAGCAGCGGCAGCUCCUCCAGCUCCAGCACCCCCAGCUCCCAGGGAGGCUCCAACGAGCGAGGUAACUCUGCAGUGAAGCCUGAGCUCAGCUCCAUGCUUUCUUCCCACGACACCAAAGACGAUGGCAGAGAUCUGACCCGACCCAGCCGGCCCGCCGAGGAGUUGGACCUGACAGCUCUGGCCAAAGAGCUGAGGGAGCUGCGUCAGGGGGAGGAGACGAGCCGCCCGCCCGUCAAAGUGACCGACUACUCUUCAUCCAGCGAGGAUUCGCACAGCAGCGAGGAUGAGGAGGGAGAGGGCGGUGCCAACGAUGGAACGGUGGCCGUCAGCGACAUACCGCGCAUCAUGCCUCCGGCGAGUCAGAGUGCGAACGAGUCGUUCGGCGUGAUGGGCGGCCACAACGAUGCCCACGAUGACUCGUACGGAGAAAACUCCCAGGACAGCACCAUGAUGAUGCGAGAGAGGCAUAGGGGACGGAGGCGGAGCUCUGCUGCCAGCAACGGUUUCCCUGGCAACGCUAGUUCAUUCCUCGGCAACACCAAUCUCCCAGAUUUGGUGCAACAGAGCCCCUCCCCUCUGGCCUCCCCCGGGGACGCCUCUGGGGUCCAAUUCGGGAUGGGAGGCAGCGGAGGGUCCAAAGCUUCCUUCACUCCCUUCGUGGAUCCGAGAGUUUACGGGACUUCUCCGACAGAUGAGGACGAUAAAAGCACGACUGCAGCGCUGUUCGCCGAUGAGCUCCUGAAGCAGGAGCAGGAGGAGGCCAGGCUCAAUGAGGCCCGGAAGKUCUCGGUGGUCAACGUGAACCCAACCAACAUCCGUCCGCACAGCGACACGCCCGAGAUCCGAAAGUACAAGAAGCGUUUCAACUCGGAGAUCCUGUGUGCAGCUCUGUGGGGCGUGAACCUGCUGGUGGGGACAGAGAACGGCCUGAUGCUGCUGGACAGAAGCGGCCAGGGCAAAGUCUACAACCUGAUCAACCGAAGGCGCUUCCAGCAGAUGGACGUCCUGGAGGGCCUCAACGUCCUGGUCACCAUCUCAGGGAAGAAGAAUAAGCUGCGAGUUUACUACCUGUCUUGGCUGAGGAACAGGAUAUUACACAACGACCCAGAAGUGGAGAAGAAACAGGGCUGGAUCACAGUGGGAGAUCUGGAGGGCUGCGUGCACUACAAAGUUGUGAAAUAUGAGAGGAUUAAAUUCUUGGUGAUUGCUUUAAAGAACUCAGUUGAAAUCUACGCUUGGGCACCUAAACCUUAUCACAAGUUUAUGGCCUUUAAGUCUUUCACAGAUCUGCAGCAUCGUCCUCAGCUCGUAGACCUGACCGUGGAGGAGGGCCAGAGGUUAAAGGUCAUCUACGGCUCCAGUGUUGGUUUCCARGUCAUCGAUGUGGACUCUGGAAACACUUAUGACAUUUACAUCCCCUCACAUAUCCAGGGUCAGGUGACCCCACACGCCAUCGUGGUUCUGCCCAAGACGGACGGCAUGGAGAUGCUGCUGUGCUACGAGGACGAAGGCGUCUACGUCAACACCUACGGACGCAUCACCAAAGACGUGGUGCUGCAGUGGGGCGAGAUGCCCACCUCUGUUGCCUACAUCCACUCAAACCAGAUCAUGGGUUGGGGAGAGAAGGCCAUUGAGAUCCGCUCAGUGGAGACGGGACACCUGGACGGAGUCUUCAUGCACAAGAGAGCUCAGAGGCUGAAGUUCCUGACAGAGAGGAACGACAAG